AUGGAGAAUAUGUUAAGGAUGGAGAAGAAGUUUGGGAUGGAAGAGAAGAAUCAAAGUAUGGAGAAGAAAUUAAGGAAGAAGAAGUUUAGGAAAGAGAAGAAGUUUUGGAUGGAGAAAAAGUUAAGGAUAAAGAAGAAAGUAUGGAUGGGGAAGAAGUUUGGGAUGGAGAAGAAGUUUGGAAUGGAGAAGAAUCUACUAAGUAUGGAGAAGAAAUUAAGGGAGAAGAAGGAAGGACAAGAAGUUAAGGUUGGAGAAAUAGUUUGGGAUGGGGAAGAAGUGAAGGAAGGAGAAGAAGUUAAGGAAGAAGAAGAAGUUUUCGAUGGAGAAGAGGUUAAGAGUAAAGAAGAAAGUAUGGAUGGGGAAGAAGUUUGGGAUGAAGAAGAAGUUAAGGAGGGAGAAAUGAUUAUGGAUGGAGAAGAAGUUAAGGAAGGAGAAGAAAUUAGGGAUGACGAAGAAAGUAAGGAUGGAGAAGAAGUUAUGGACGCAAAAGAUGUUAAGGAAGAAGGAGAAGAAAUUAAGGAAGGAGAAGAAGUUAGGGAAAGAGAAGAAGUUUGGGAUGGAGAAAAAGUUACAAAUGGUGAAGAAGUUUGGGAUGGAGGAGAAGUUUGGAAUGGAGGAGAAGAAUCGAAGUAUGUAGAAGAAAUUAAGGAAGAAGAAGUUUAG
Messenger RNA from Sphenostylis stenocarpa, 663 nucleotides. The record is from the annotation of a GenBank genome assembly. Lineage: Eukaryota; Viridiplantae; Streptophyta; Magnoliopsida; Fabales; Fabaceae.